CGAUUGCCGUAGGGUUGCCCCAGAUAGAUAUGUUUCCACGUAUUGCAGCAGAAAUUAUAAACAAACAGUGAACAUAAGAAUUAGUAAAAAAAAAAGAGUACAGAGCUCCUUACAUCUCACUGCCAUGCCCAUUUUGCGUGCGCCACUGCAGCCUUAACAGUUAUUUACACCAAAAAGAAACUUGUGCCUAAAUUCGCUGACGAGAUGCCGUGUUGGUACUACGACAAGAAAGAGCUACGCGAGACGCCCUCGAUCCUCGACGGGAUAAGCUUUGAGACAGAAAGGCGCUACCGAAAGGAGGGUGCCCGCUUUAUAAUGGAGUGUGGCACUAAGAUGGGCUUGGGCCACAACACGAUGGCCACUGGUGUGGUGUACUUUCACCGCUUCUACAUGUUCCACUCUUUCCGCAGCUUUCCACGCUACGUGACUGCCUGUUGCUGCCUUUUUUUUGCUGGAAAGGUGGAGGAAACCCCCAAGAAGUGUCGAGACAUUAUAAAAACAGCGCGCGCCAUUCUUAACGACAACUACUUCUAUUCUUUUGGUGAGGAUCCCAAAGAGGAGGUGAUGACUCUUGAGCGCAUCCUGCUGCAGACCAUUAAAUUCGACUUGCAAGUGGAGCACCCGUAUACCUUCCUGCUGAAGUACGCCAAGUGCUUUAAGGGAGACCAACAGAAACUGCAGAAAAUGGUUCAAAUGGCGUGGAACUUCGUCAACGACUCUCUCAGCACCGUGGUCUGUCUUCAGUGGGAGCCGGAGAUUAUUGCCGUGGCGCUUAUCCAUUUGGCAAGCAAGUUGAGCAAGUUUACUGUUCAGGACUGGGAGGGUCGCCAACCCCAGCAUCAGCGCUGGUGGGACAUGUUCGUUUCGGACGUGACGAUGGAGAUUCUCGAGGAUAUCUGCCAUCAAGUUUUGGACCUUUACCAGUCCACACAAAAGGAAGCUCACCAACCAAGCAGUCCGCCCCAAAAGCCGCCUAGUCGGGCAGACAGCCCAACAGCGGUCAAGCCACCAAAUGCUUCGGGAAUCGGGCUGUCCACCAUUCAGCAACAGCAGCAACCCCCACCGCCCGUAAGUGGCAAUGGUAGCUUGAUAGAGGUUAACAACAUACAGAGCAUUAAGUCGCUGGUCAGUUUAGUGCCAGCCCUGGGUUCCGGCGACCUGCAGUCCCUUUCACAGGGUCCAACGCCUCCGGGACAAGCUCCAGGCUACCACCUAUAUCACGCUCCGCCUCCACCACCUCCGCCAGUCGUUCCUAUGCCGCCCUACCCGUCUUCUGGUUGGGGCGUCCAGCAGCCGCCUAGCCACUACGGCAGCGUGGUUCCUCCUAUGCCGCCCGGGCCCAGUGGCUACUACAGCGCCGGCGGACGACCUCAACAGCGUUAUUAGUGUGGAGGCACGAUAACCAAUCGCAGAUCACAGAUUUAACAUAUUAAUAAUUAAUAAAAUAGUAAUUUUAUUAAAAACAAAA
Drosophila ficusphila is the source of this 1468-nucleotide messenger RNA. RefSeq names its product cyclin-K. The record is from RefSeq and is a predicted model, not a curated record. Gene Ontology annotation, biological process: regulation of transcription by RNA polymerase II; positive regulation of DNA-templated transcription, elongation. Gene Ontology annotation, molecular function: cyclin-dependent protein serine/threonine kinase activator activity. The coding region runs from base 205 to 1386 and encodes 393 amino acids. Lineage: Eukaryota; Metazoa; Arthropoda; Insecta; Diptera; Drosophilidae. The transcript has a single exon. Gene Ontology annotation, cellular component: nucleus; cyclin/CDK positive transcription elongation factor complex.